Mucor mucedo is the source of this 402-nucleotide messenger RNA. RefSeq lists its product as uncharacterized. Lineage: Eukaryota; Fungi; Mucoromycota; Mucoromycetes; Mucorales; Mucoraceae. The coding region runs from base 1 to 402 and encodes 133 amino acids. The transcript is spliced from 3 exons. The record is from RefSeq and is a predicted model, not a curated record.
AUGACUAUGGUGUUUGGAGAUUUUGUUGCAGGAUUCCUUAAUAGAGAUGAAGACAAAAUUGGAGAGGCUGACUGUGCCAAAAGGUGCUAUGACUUCUACUUCACAUUCAGAUCUCGACACCCAACUUCUAUUAAUGUGGAUGAUGAGAUUGGCAAAUCAGGUCAGCCUAUUGUAUUUACUGAUAGAAUCCAAUGUGAAGCCACUUUCGACGCAUUUGGGUUUGUACAAGCUUCUAAACGUGAUGGUACACUUACACUUCAUGAUCCUAUCUUCAACUUCACUUGUAUUACUGAAAGCAGUCGCAACGCUUGUGAUGUUAUUGGCGUUCAUCUAUUGCUGGAUGAUGCAUACAUGGUAACUACCGAGCCCCAAGUUAUUCUGAUUCAAUUAAUACCUAUUUGA